CACUGAAUGGGGCCCAAUGAGAAAUAGUUCAUGACAAAUCACCAGUAACCUUCUAAGACGACAUGGUAAUAUUGUCUAGAUAGAGAACGACAGAUCAGCUGUGAACAAGCAGGGCAGGUGGUAAUACAGGCAAUUAACUUAAAAACAAACAGUUGAAAUCAAAUGCAGCUUUAAAUAUCUCCCUGUAAAACAUAAGAUCUAGCAUCACUUGUAUAUUUUGUACUCAAAAUAAAAAACAUGACAAAAUAAAUAUAUAACAUUUACAUUGAAUUCAGUUGCAGAAAAGCCACCUAUUGUAGUGAUUUGCUGCUAUACUGAACAUCUACAGCUGGGUCAGAACAUACUGGUUUGGGUUUGAGGAUGAACAGGGUAAAACACUGUUGCCAGGGGCUACCACAUGACACAGCAUUGUGCAGAAUGUCCAACUACCUGUGCAAAGUUGAAAGUGAAAGUUGUGUCUCAGUAUAGGACUGAGGUGUAGAUUGUUCUGUAAAAACGUGUAGAUAUGCACAUAUAGUGACUAUUAGAGUGGUUAUGGAUUUAAAUCAACUAUUUUGAAUGUGAAGUGGAGGACGUGAAGACCAGUAAAGUUAAAAUGGCAGAGUCCAGAGUUCAUAAUCAGUUUAAACUCACCUCAGAAGACCAUGUGGAGGUUAAAGUUGGUGAAGAGGUCACCCUCCCCUGUCACAUCUCACCUGACACCAGUCACCUGACACCAGUGCUGACACCUGACACCAGUGCUGUUGCCACUACGAUCAGGUGGUUUAAAGGGACAGAGUGUAUUUACAUGUAUAAGAAUGGCCAGGUGACAGAGAGGAGUGGCUAUGAGGGCAGAGUGAGUCUGAUCACCCAGAAGCUGAAGAGAGGCAACGUGUCUCUGAGGCUGAGAGACUUCAGGUGGUCAGAUAUAGGAGUCUACAUCUGUCAGGUCAUCCAUGGAGAACAGAAGGAUGAGGCUGCAGUGAGUUUAUUGGUCAGAGAAGUAUCAGCAAAACCAAAACAUGAGGCAAAACUAUUAGGAUUAGCACCAUAUGAGGUCCAACAUGAGAGAUUUGACUCAGGAUCACGGUAUUUACAACGUGAGACCCAGGAGGACAAGCUGAAGAGGGAGGCAUCAGCUGGUGAGCUUGAGUUGAAGAUGGAAAAAGAAUUAAAAGAGAAAUUAAGACAGGAGAUGAUGAAACAACUAAAGGAGAAAGACACACAACUGGAUGAUAUGACCCAGGAAGUGAGAGAGAAAGACAGACAACUGGAUGAUAUGACCCAGGAAGUGAGAGAGAAAGACACACAACUGGAUGAUAUGACCCAGGAAGUGAGAGAGAAAGAGAGACUCCUGGAGGAGAAGAACCAGAUAAUGGAACAGAGGGAGAAACUAUUAGAAGAGAAAGAAAACCAACUGGAAGAGAAAGACAAGCAACUAAAGGAUAGAGACAUUCAACUAGAGGCUCUGAGAAAGAACCUGCAGGACAAGAACAGCCAAGUAGAGAACUUCAGAGUCCUACUGCAGGAAAAAGACCUUCAACUAGAGGACAGGAACCACAGACUGGGAGAGAAGGACAGACUACUGGAAGAGAGAGUCAAACAACUAAAGGAUAGAGACAUUCAACUAGAGGACAGGAACCACAGACUGGGAGAGAAGGACAGACUACUGAAAGAGAGAGAGAAACUACUGGAGGGAAAAGAAAAAUGAACUAAAAGAGAGGAGACAGGAAGUAGAAGAGAGGAGACAGGAAGUAGAAGAGAAAGACAACCUACUAGAGGAGAGAGAGAACCAGUUAAAGGAGAGAGACAAACAGGGUGGAGGAUGUCAACAAUGAAAAUGCUGAACUGGCUCAACAGAUAUGUGAUGUGAAGACUGAGGUAGAGAGACUGAGAAGAGAGAUCUCAGCCCAGAUGACUGAACAUGGAGAGACGUCAGAUACAGGUUCCAUACUCCCAGGAGAAACAUCAUCAACCUUCCUCCAUCCAUGGGAGGAGAGACCUCAGAUACAGACCCCACACUUCCACUGAGGAGGAGACACAGCAUGGAGUUAACCUCCUUGUGGUUCGGUGAAACCAAGUCACCAUAUCUGACAACCUGAAGACUGGUGGAAGCCAACACAGUCUUCUGA
Oncorhynchus mykiss (rainbow trout) is the source of this 2111-nucleotide messenger RNA. NCBI's taxonomy places the organism in Eukaryota, Metazoa, Chordata, Actinopteri, Salmoniformes, Salmonidae. The record is from RefSeq and is a predicted model, not a curated record.